AACAGUCGACGGUGAAGCACUGCUCUCUGUGCUCUGUAGUCUGCUCGUCGUCCUCCGUGUCGUCCGUGUCACUAUUUGUGGCUGCCUACUCUCUACUAUCAUCUAGAUCAGCGAUCACGCCCGACACUCUGACUACUUGUUCCUGGAAGCCUCGCAGGCGUCGCGAUCUUAACCAUGAACGAUACUCAGGACCAGGGCCGCCGUCCAAAGCAACCUGUUGGCUCCCCUCCGGGUCAUUCUGUGCUGGCUUACAUGGCUUUGGACUCGGAUGGUAGUCACGACUUUGGGCACUCGACAUCACCUCCAAGGAAUGGACCAGCGUCGGCUCCCCCAGUAAAUCCCUCCCAGUUGCCCGAGCGGCCUAAUUAUCCUACUAGAUCUUCCACUGCUCCUUCGCCACAUGAACACGAUCACAGGAAAGCCAAGGAUCCGGAGCGUAGCCAUUCACGUAGCGAUGAUUUGAACCACACCAAUAUUAACGUUGGUAGUGAUCACCAUGAAUCCGAUCAUGCAACUGGCAGAUCACCCGCCUACCUGACGGCCAGUCGACCAACAACGCCCCCCAGCUCUAGUAAACACAACCAACCUUCCUCUUCUGAAUAUGCCGACACAUCGAGACGACGGCCUCGUAGUAUUGCUUCUGACACUUCACUCGAUUCUGAUUCAUCCGCCACUGGCGGCACAAACCCAGGUGCAGUAUCGACGACCACUCAUACUUCUAACAGCAUGAACAGCAUGAACACAACAACAUGUACGGCAUGUGGGAAGGCCAUGCAAGGAGCCUUUGUGCGUGCACUUGGUGCAGUCUAUCAUUUAAAUUGCUUCAAGUGUAUGGAUUGUGGCACUGUCGUCGCUUCGAAAUUCUUUCCCAUUGAUGGACCCGACGGCAAACAGCAUCCUUUGUGCGAACGUGAUUAUUUCCGAAGGUUAAACUUGAUUUGUGCGAAAUGCGGUCAGGCACUCCGAGGAAGCUACAUCACAGCAUGCAGUAAAAAGUUUCACGUGGAACACUUCACCUGCUCAGUGUGCACGACACUAUUUGGUCCUCAAGAUUCGUACUACGAACAUGAUGGCGAUGUCUAUUGCCACUAUCACUAUUCCACCAGAUUCGCGACCAAAUGCGCAGGUUGCAAUAGUGCGAUUCUGAAGCAAUUUGUAGAAAUCAACAGGAAUAUGAGGGACGAGUGUUGGCACCCGGAGUGUUACAUGAUCAACAAGUUCUGGAAUGUUAAGGUCGUUACUCGCCGUCCGAACAGCGGUCUAUUACCCCCUUCUGAGAACGGGGAAGGUGAGCAUGAGAAGGUCGAACCUGAGUACGUGGAGGAAGAGCGGAAAGAAACUGCUACGUCCCUACGAGACAAGCAGAUCAGGAUGGAACAACAAGUCUAUCGUAUCUGGACUGUGCUUUCGGCAUUCGAGGAAUCGAGUGCGGCAUGUAUCUCAGAUAUGUUGCGGCAGGUCAGCAACGGGCAAUACCUAGAAGCCAUUCGAAUGGCGGAGAAGUUCAUUCUACAUGUCGAGGUUUUAUUUGCCACGAUUGAUGACUUGGAGUUCCACUUUGCUCGGUUGAACCUCAAAGGAAUGUCUCAUGUGCGCGAGGCACGUAUGCUCUGUCGCAAGACCGUAGACCUCUUCACGCUACUUUCGCAUACCCAAGAAACAGGUACCCGACGGAUGGGCAUGACACAAGAACUCCUCGCCCUUGUCACCGGUCUUGCCCAUUAUCUCAAGAUCCUCAUCCGUAUAGCACUCACAGGCGCGCUAAAGCUUGAGCGUGACCAGGGUGUCCGGGACGCUAUCUCUUCUUUCUUGGACAAACUUCACAUGCUAGCGAUCCAAGGUGGCAAUCCGUCCGCAAAGCGUAUGAUGAAGCGUGCGAAUGGGGAAGCCAUGCAACUUGAGGAUCAAGGCAAUGCGAGCACUCAGGGCGUUACUUACGGCUUCAAAAGUCUUGCUCCGGAAAAUGCUGGUGAAUCGCCAUUCUCACCGUCUCGUGAUCCGGUCCUUGCGCAGGUGGCUCCGGCGUCGCAACCUACUGACUCAUGCGCAAAAUGCAAGGGCACAGUUGAGGAAGACUGUGUUCGGCUUGGUACCUUCCAACGCUGGCAUUCGCACUGCAUCCAAUGUGCCACAUGCGGAAAACCUGCUGCCGUUCCGGUACCCAAGGAGCCUGCGGCGCAAAAAAGCAUCGAGGGUGGAGACAAGGGGGAUGAUAAAGACAAGGAAAAGUCAGAAGGUGGAGCUAAACUUUCUUCCGCACGACGACCACCUGCGAACGUGAAGGCAUUCGUGUUCGAGAUCGACUCGAUGAAGGACACCGCUGAAUUCGGACGAGUUCCUACGGUGUUCUACUGCACGGACCAUGCACAUUCCAAUUGUCGUGGCGGUUUCCAAGCUGUUUCGCGGUUGGAACAAUACGCUUUCUUGCUCAACGUCGCUCUGCGUCGACUCUAUGUUCUGCUGAGGUCUCGGGGUGUCGUUCCUGCUACACCUUCUCCCAUGCACAGUCAGGCCGACCUAUCACAAGAUCCAUACCGCAACUCGAAGGAUAUCAAUCGUCUGAAGUCAAUGCCCCUUGACCGUAAACUAUCGGCCACCGCGCGCGUAGCCAAGCAUUCCACUAUUGUGGAGAGCCCGACAGGCAGAGUUGCUCAAGCUUCUGAUACAACACACCGAGAUGGCUCCUCCGCGCAGCAACGGCCUACACCUCAACACUCACAAUCGAACCGUUUACAGAAACCGCCUCCUCAGCAAGGGCAACACCAACGACCUCGUAUUAAUACGCCGGGGACGAUCGAUCUUGAUUCGCAAGGUCAAUUUAUGCGACCAGGGCUUACGCGCAACAACACGGAGGUGAUGAUUGUGGAUGAUUCUGCACCUACGUCUCCUGCCGGUGGUGUGGAGGAGCCUAGGCUUCCUGGUGUUGAUGAUGGAAUCACCCUGGCUGAUAUUCCUCAGAUAGUAGAGGCUGCGCAAGCGCGAGAACAACACCGUUCAUUACCACGACAGAGUUCUGUUCCAUAUAUCGCGGAGUUGAGCCCCUUAGAGCUUGCGAUUGUGAAGCAUGCUGCUGUGCUGGCGCUCCAGCGUUCGCCUUUGCGAGAUCAGUUUGAUCUGGAGGAGAUCCUGGAACUGGUGGAAAUGAAGAAGAGCUCGUUCUGGAAUAAGCUUUUCAAAGCUAGUAAUGACAAGAAGGCUGUCAAGAAGAAGGGUGUCUUCGGUAUUCCCCUCGAACUUCUUGUAGAACGUGAAGGUGCAGACUCUUUGCACGGGGCCUCUAGAGCACCCCUAAGAGUACCCAGUUUCAUUGACGAUGUAGUAUCAGCGAUGCGGCAAAUGGAUAUGUCUAUCGAGGGUAUCUUUCGUAAGAACGGCAAUAUCAGACGGUUGAAAGAGCUCACCGACGCGAUUGAUCGUGAUCCAUCCUCCGUUGAUCUUACGCAGGACAAUCCUGUCCAACUCGCUGCUUUGCUCAAGAAGUUCCUUCGUGAGCUACCAGAUCCACUCUUGACCUUUAAGCUUCACCGGCUGUUCAUCGCGUCACAAGGCCUACCAAACGAGGCCGAUCGCAAACGGUUACUCCAUAUGAUCUCCCUUCUCCUUCCCAAAUAUCACCGUGACACGAUGGAAGUGCUCUUCGUGUUUCUGAAAUGGGUUGCUUCUUUCGCUCAUAUUGACAAGGAGACCGGCAGCAAGAUGGAUCUACAAAAUCUGGCGACAGUUAUUUGUCCGAGUAUCCUGUAUUCACGAGGGAGAGACGCAGUUCGGGAUGAGAGCUUUGGAUCGAUUCGGGUAGUCAGCUCACUGUUAGAGAACCAGGAUGAGUUCUACUUCGUCCCGGAAGAAUUCCUGCCGAUUUUGCAAGAUCAGGAUUACUUUGCGAGUAGCAUGGAGCUUCCAAGCAAGGAUUUCUUGAAGAAAUGCGAUACCUACAUGCGUAUCAGAGCCAGCGGACGUACGCCGGGCCUCAUGUCUCCUGUCAACGGCCCUUCGUCUUCGCCGUUCAGUACCCCGCGUCCCGAGGACAUGAGGUCAGUGCCACCCCGCGCGACGCAGUCAAAUCCUCAAUUGCUUGAGCGGCCCCCAAUGGGAGGGCCUUCGGCCUCAGAAGCCCAGAUACGCAAUGGGACACAGUCACGUCAUCAGUCACCGCCUACUCUUAAUCACUCCCCGUUCUCCUAUCCGGGAGGUGCCUCAGCUCCUUCGUUAACACAAGGAAUGGCGAACAUACAAGCUCCUCAGCCGAGACAUGCUAACGGACAAGUAAAGGGCGAGUGGGCACAACCGCUUGAUCGACCGCCACCAAUUUCACAAUCACCUAGUCGACCGGGUUCGGGGCCAUCAUCGUUUGCGCCAUCGAGUUCAAGGACGAGCGGGGACCUUCCGAAUCCUUACCCACUUAAUGGUCAUGCUGCUUAAGUAGUGCGACGAUGGAUUUGAUGCGUUUCUUAUUAGGGUCUUGUGUGUGUAGGGUAAUUGUUAUAUUUGAUAUCCCCCUCCUUGCUCACUUUUCGCUCUUCAUUCGGCUCUUUCUCGCUCGCUUUCUCCCCUUUUCAUGAUUCCCUUAUCUUCGCUUCUCUUUCGUUGCAUUUCUUUCCUUUUUUGCUUUUUUUCGCACCUCCCCAUCUGUACAUCACAUACUCCCCCUCAUCUACUUAACCUAUGAUCAUGGACCAAUAUCCCGAGGUAUAGUUUCUUUUUACUCCCUUUUGUCGAUCUUUGAUACCCUCCUUCACUGUCGCUGGAGAACAAUCGCUCACGAAUUACAAAGAACUGUUGAAAUGCAGAUCAUUAUAUCAUUAUCUUGCAGGCAUUUGUUUUGUGAGCCGGACAUUGCGCGUAGACAUUUCCCUUAAGACUGUCGAGGUUUCUUUCGUACAAUGAAUAGUACUGUGUACUGCUUCCUUACACGCAAUUUAUCGAUAUCGAACCAGGACAAAACUACGGUACGCGAUGGUCAUGAUCCUCGUUGGCAUACGCAUGGAGC
Messenger RNA from Somion occarium, 4987 nucleotides. The record is from the annotation of a GenBank genome assembly. NCBI's taxonomy places the organism in Eukaryota, Fungi, Basidiomycota, Agaricomycetes, Polyporales, Cerrenaceae.